CUCAACAUAAUUAGUCAAUUCGCAGUUUCCGUCGGAACGAAAUAAUGGCAAAUUCAAAGUUGUUGGUCGUUUUAAUUUUGUCAAUUAAUUCUCUAUUGACAAAUGCUGGUGUGUCGAUGCACGAUCCAUUCUACUGUUAUGCACAGGAUCCAAUUCGUCCGCAAGUUGGAAUGUUUUCGUCAAUCACCUCGUACGAAACGAAUCGAGGACACAAUAUGGUCGAUCCGAAUGUCUCAACGUGUACACCAGCUAAAUUUUGGUUCGUGUCUAGGCACGGUACGAGAUUGCAGUCGCGCAGUGAACUUGAAAAUAUUUUUGCAAACAAUGAACGACUUCACAGGGAUAUCUUGAGUAAUUACGAAGCUGGACGUACAUCGUUGUGUGCAGCUGACAUUGCCCUGUUACGGAACUGGCGCUUUGAUCCAAACAUCACAUUAGAAAUGGAACAACAAUUGACUGUGGCUGGAUGGAAUGAAUUCCAAGAAAUGGCUCAAAGAUAUCAGGCAGCGUUUCCAACUUUACUUCCAUCAACAUAUUCGCACAGCACCUAUUUGUUCAGAACAACGCACACAGCUCGAACGCUUGGAAGUAUGCGAGCGUUUGCCGAUGGAUUGUUCGGUCAUAAUGGUUACCAGCAAGUGAUUUUCGAGAAUGUUCCGAAUCCGGAUCCAUUUUUGCGACCACAUGACUUUUGCGAACUUCUAAACGAAGUCAGAGACGAUACGACAGAGCCACAAGCAUUUAUUGACGGUCCCGAAUACCAGCAAAUGUUGUCGCAAGUAAGUGCAAAACUAGGAUUUCAUGGAUCACGUCAUUUGAGCUUCAAUGACAUCAGCAUUUUGAACAACAUUUGCAAAUUUGAACAAAUCUGGCAUGUAAAUUCUACGUCACCAAUGUGUGCAGCUUUCUCUGUUGCCAAUUACGAAGUACUGGAGUACUACGACGAUCUAUUCUUUUACUAUCGAUACGGUUACGGUCAUUCAGCGUUUCGUACACUCUACGAAAACAUUUACUGUUAUGCAAUGCAAGACUUAUUAACAUUCAUAGCAUCGGAUAAUCCGAGUGAUCAAAGAGCUAAGUUGUAUGGCGGUCAUACGGCGACGGUACAGAUGCUGGCUGUUACAUUGGGUCUUUUCGAAGAUGAUGAACAUUUGACUCGACACAAUUUCGCACAACAAGCGUAUCGAAAAUGGAAGACUAGUGUCCAUGCCGCGAAGGGAACAAAUUUGGUCGUUGUUAAAUAUGAUUGCGGUGCUGAAGAUAACGAUAUUUUGUUCCUGCACAGUGAAGUACCAUUGCAAAUCCCUGGAUGCCAAUCGAAUGGAAUUUGUAAACAAUCUUUUCUUAUGGAAAGGUUUGGUCGAUUCUUGAACGCAAAUUGUGCCGAAAUGUACUGUAGAAACUCAUAAGAACUUCUGUAAAAUGUCGUUUGUCUUAAUACCAAUAAAAUGGCAGUUGUUGGUCAUUGACCAUAUUAA
Messenger RNA from Bradysia coprophila, 1478 nucleotides. RefSeq names its product multiple inositol polyphosphate phosphatase 1-like. The record is from RefSeq and is a predicted model, not a curated record. Gene Ontology annotation, molecular function: inositol phosphate phosphatase activity; acid phosphatase activity. NCBI's taxonomy places the organism in Eukaryota, Metazoa, Arthropoda, Insecta, Diptera, Sciaridae.